Molecule: messenger RNA, 2242 nt
Organism: Trichobilharzia szidati
Lineage: Eukaryota; Metazoa; Platyhelminthes; Trematoda; Strigeidida; Schistosomatidae
Source: the annotation of a GenBank genome assembly
CGAAGACUUAUAUAUUUGUUCUGUCGUCUCAACUUGUAGGCUGUAUUGAAAACGCGCUUGAUCUGUUGUGUGCGUUACUUUUAAAUGGAAUAGUAAAAUGAGGGCUCCUGAAGGCUUCCAGUUGCCUAGUCCAGUCGACUUUGACAGUCAUCCGCCACCACAGUUGCCAAAAUAUCUCAAGCACCAGGUGUAUGACAAACCUGAGGUUUUCGCGAAAGUGGAUGAACAUGCUAUGAAUGUUGCUGGAUAUCAGCACCCAACAUUCAGGGACCUAAUGUGGGACCUGUUAUAUCGUUACAAAUUAGACGAAUUAGAAAGAGCUCGAGUGAUAUUUCGAUGGAUGACUGCGAAAGAUAUGCAGAAUAUCCAUUUCGAAAACGUUUCUCCCAAUUCCCCGGAGGAUGUACUUAUGUCCUUCAGCACAAAUCGGGGAACUUUUUCGAGAAUGUAUGAAGUUAUGUGCAGCUAUUCUGAAAUUCAUUGUGUCACUGUUAGUGGAUAUGCUAAAGGUGUGGAUUACCUACCUGGAGAUAAGUUUCUCGGUCUUCCUCCUAAUCACUCGUGGAACGUUAUAUACAUUCGGGGGUCUUGGCAGCUUGUAGAUGUCCACUGGGCUGCUCGGUAUCUCAGUUCCGGUAAAAAUGUUCCAGAAAAUGUUGUCUAUGAAUACGAUGACUUUUACUUCAUGAUGGAACCCCAGCAGGCAGUAUAUAGCCAUUUUCCUGAAGAUCAGAGAUGGCAGCUUCUACCUGUUCCUCUCACACUUUCACAGUUUGAGAACUUACCACUUACGAAGUCACAAUUUUUCAAGUGUGCGAUCGAUUUCCUAGAACAGCACCACGGCGUCGUCAGAACACAAGAUGGUUGCCUUAGAAUGACACUUGGAUUUUGGCGCCCUGGUGGUUUCACUUAUAAGCUGCAAUACUUGGUCACUAGUUACAACCACCCCGAACCUGAUUCUCUUACGGCUUAUCCAAAUGACUUGAGCGAUCAAGUUCCAAACCUCAACGUUGAUUUAAAAUGUUUUGUUUUACAAGAGACCACGAAAGAUCAUCUAAACUUCUUUUUCCGACUGCCAGCAUCUGGUAUCUACUACCUCACUAUAUAUGCCCAAGAGCUUGCAAGUUUAACUGUUGGUCGAGAAAGCACUUUUCGAGCGGCUUGUGAGUAUAAAAUCAUUUGUGAUUCACCAGCACGAGAUGCUCAACCUUAUCCAAUUUGUCAUGAUGCUAAUUGGGGACCAGCAUGGUCUCAUGUAAAUCAUUAUGCACUUGAACCAAGCCAUAUAGAAGGUGUUAUCAGUAUACCUAGUGAAUUGGACUCAUUGGUCAACUCAAAUGGACAUUAUACACCAGUUCCAAAGACUGUUGAUAUACGUUUUCAAAAGCAUCGACCUGAAGUUAACCUAUUGGCUAAAUUACAUCGAAAUGGAGUAUCCGAUGAAUUCCUUGAUCAGUAUCAACGUGUUACAGAAACAGUACGUGAAACUUUGUUUCAUGUUACACUACCUGAACCUGGUGAAUAUGGACUGGAGGUUUACGCGAAUGAACCAGCUGAAGGUGAUACCUACACGCAUAUGUGUCAGUAUUUAAUUCAUUAUGAACAUCCACCUGGUUGGCGGUCAACACCUCGACUGACAGCUUCAGGUGCUGAUGCUGGUCCAUCUCCUGAGGUUAAUCAAUUUUGGCGUCAUCCUACAGGUAGUGGUGGUACUGGUGAUACUCCACAUAAUAAUGGAAAUGCAUCAAAAUAUUUAUCACCAUUAUCAUUAUCAUCAUCUUCAAGGUAUAAUCAUAAUGAACCACAGAUAACUAGUAGUGGUUCUUUAAGAGAAAUGUAUAAUUAUGAAUUAGAUGCACCUCCAAUGGGUCAAUUGCCUAAGCUAUAUGCACAUUCACAAUAUGGAAAUGCAAAUCAGCAUAGUCCUAAUCGUAUCAACAAUUAUUUAUCCAAUAAUAAUAAAAAUGGUACAUCUAAAGCAUUCGGAUAUGUACCAUCAAGAAAUAAUCAGCUAAUUAGUAAUGAUCAGGAUAACAGAUAUUAUCCUACCACUACUAUUGCUGCUACUCUGGCAUUUUCUUCUCCACCGUUAUCUAAUGAUCAGUUGUCGAAUCUGAGUCAAAAUUUCUCCAGUAUUAAAAUUAAUCAGGAUUCUUCAUUGAAGAGUACAACUAAUGGCAGUGCUACUUCUGACAGAUUACCUGCUUAUCAUCCUAUUGUUUCAGAUUCUUUUCUCAGUUAG